Messenger RNA from Microcebus murinus (gray mouse lemur), 1256 nucleotides. It is a transcript of the gene CEND1, whose product is annotated as cell cycle exit and neuronal differentiation 1. Gene Ontology annotation, biological process: radial glia guided migration of cerebellar granule cell; cerebellar granular layer maturation; cerebellum development. NCBI's taxonomy places the organism in Eukaryota, Metazoa, Chordata, Mammalia, Primates, Cheirogaleidae. The record is from RefSeq and is a predicted model, not a curated record.
UGGGCGGUGCAUUGUGGGAAACUCCGGGCUCCGCGUCGGUCCGCAGCCGCCGCCCGCUGUCGUCCGUCUGGCGGAGGGAGCGCGCAGCACCGAGGCGGGAGGCCCAGAGGACAGCGGCGCGCAUGUAAUGCCCAGGGCUGAGUCUCCCUGAGCCUCUGUGGUCCAGCCACCGGCCUGUCCCGCACGCCCCCACCCCGCCCGCCAGCACCACCCGCCAUGGAGUCCAGAGGAAAGUCCGCCAGCAGCCCCAAGCCUGACACCAAGGUGCCCCAGGCCCCCGCCGAGGCCAAGGCCCCUCCGGCUGCCGAUGGGAAAGCCCCUUCCACCAAGCCUGCGAAAAAGGAGCCCCCAGCAGAGAAGCAGGAGCAGACGGCAGCCCCCAACCCGGCCCCUGCCAAGAAGACCCCCGCCAAGGCAGACCCUGCCCUCCUCAACAACCACAGCAACCUGAAGCCGGCCCCCUCGGCCCCCAGCGGUCCGGACGCGGCCGCAGAGCCCAAGCGCCCUGGCGAUGGGGCUGAGCAGGACGAGGCUGCCAACGGGGGCCCCGGGGGGUCCGGGGGCCGCGGCCCCUGGCCCUGUGAGAACUUGAACCUCCUGCUGGUGGCUGGGGGGGUGGCCGUGGCAGCCGUGGCCCUGAUUCUUGGUGUGGCCUUCCUGACCCGGAAAAAGUAAUGCCCGGAGGCCAGGCGGGGGCACGGGGCCACAUCUGUGCAGACCUGAGGAAGCUAGUGCAUGCAGCGUUCACACCUACCCACCUACCCACACACACGCGCACUCGUAUACAGACACACUCGCCCCGCGUACCGCGGAGGGGGACGCACAGCCCCCUGAGCGGGGCACGGAGCCCCCCUCUGCCUCCCCCAACCCCCGGGGCUCCAGGGCAGGACAGGGCGAGCUCCAGUGUUGGGCAGGGCCUGUGUGUGGCCCCCGCCCAGCUGGAUGGGUCCCCGUGUGCCAGGCCUGAGACGCCCCAGUGAUCCUGGGGGGCUUCCCGGCAGCAACAUCCAGAGGAGCCCCCACUGGUCUCUGCAGUAUGGCAGGGGUCCAGGAUGGGUUCUGCUUAGCCCUACCCUUGUGGGACAUUAAAGGGCGUGGUCACUCCACUCUCCCCACUUCUGCUCCGUCUGUGUCCCCAGGGGGCUGCCGGCCAGUGCAGUGGGGCUGGCAGGGGGCGGGUGGUCACCCAGGGCCCCGGUGCCCCUCCACCCACUGCCAUGCCCUGGCUGGUCUUGGUGCCCCCCAAAAGUCCCCCU